GAAUGCAGUACUGAAGCAUGGAAUGAUUCUUCAACAGGGCAAAUUUUCUUUCGAUGCUGCCCCGGGAGCAGAGAUUGUAGCGACAAAAACACAGGCGUGUGUUGUCCGGAUGAAGCAGACUGUACACAGACAAUCAGUAAACCAGCACACUGCGCCAACGAAACCUGGGAUCUUUUUGGAAACACUGUGGACGGCGGAUAUUUCUGUUGUGAGCAGGGAAAAAACGGAUUUCGUAGCCGUGUGGGGGUUGGGUGUGCUGGGAAAGGGGAUCCUACCCAUUCCGAUGCGCAGAUGCUGUCGGUAGUUUCACCUGGUAAGAUUCAAAUCCUGCUUACUCGGUAUGAGCCCAACUCUGAUAUAACUAGGCGCGACCCCAAAGUCGAGCAGCUCCCCAGCAUCGAUUCAAAUACUGGCGCUAUCGCAGGUGGUGUGGUUGGUGGCGUUGCUGGGUUAGCAAUUAUUAUCGCCUUAUUUUGGUAUUUCAUGCGUUGUCGCUCACAGAAGCAACCACCUCAAGAGGAAACACCCAUCACGGAAAUAUUGAUGAUACAACCUGGCCAUGUCCAGUCCUCGGGCAAACCGAGCGAGUUGGACGGUCGAGGCUAUGUGACAGAGCUACCUAGCUGCAUGGAGAAUACCCCUAUCCACGAGUUACCGGAAUAUUCGAGGACUCGAUGA
Penicillium brevicompactum is the source of this 678-nucleotide messenger RNA. RefSeq lists its product as uncharacterized. Lineage: Eukaryota; Fungi; Ascomycota; Eurotiomycetes; Eurotiales; Aspergillaceae. The annotation marks the transcript as partial. The record is from RefSeq and is a predicted model, not a curated record. The transcript has 2 exons.